This is a messenger RNA of Photinus pyralis (common eastern firefly), 1530 nucleotides long. RefSeq names its product PI-PLC X domain-containing protein 1-like. Bases 106 to 1344 code for a protein of 412 amino acids. Gene Ontology annotation, biological process: lipid metabolic process. Lineage: Eukaryota; Metazoa; Arthropoda; Insecta; Coleoptera; Lampyridae. Gene Ontology annotation, molecular function: phosphoric diester hydrolase activity. The record is from RefSeq and is a predicted model, not a curated record. The transcript is spliced from 6 exons.
AAUGUUAAUCAUUUAGAGACAAGAUUUUGCUGAUAAUUUUUAGAUUAAUUUUUCAACGAUGAAAAUUUCACACGUUACUUUGGGUUUAGCUUUCGCUAAAACAAGAUGCGUUGUUUUUUGUGCCUCUUUUUAUGCGCCUUAAUUCAACAGGUGGCUUGCACUGGUUGCGGCACAAUUUUCUUAACCGUUAAUGCUGUUAGUAACAAUUUGGAGUAUAAUUGGGAUUUUACUAGCUGUGUAACAUUGCCAGAUGCACUAACUAUAACACAGCGAUCACACAAUGAACCAGAGAGAAUUUUACAUAAGAUCGACACAGUUGGAAAACUGGAAGGGCAUUCCAUCAGUAAUAUAGCAUUUGGGAAUCCGAGGUACCCUGGUAAUUGGAACGAAAAUGACACAAACCCGGUCUUGGGCAGCCACUGUUAUCCCUUUUGGAUCCAAUCUAGGCAUCAAAGUGAAAUCAUAGGUGAAGAGUGUCUGAGAAUCGAACCGUCCUGGAUGGCGAACUUCGGAAAGUUAAGAAUAGGUAACAUGAUGAUUCCGGGUACUCAUGAUUCAGGCGCAUGGACGGCGAACUACAUUUCCCUAAUUACCCGAUUUCUGUUGGCCCAAGACCGUAAUUUAUGGGAACAACUAGUAUCAGGGAAUAGGUAUUUGGACAUUAGAGUCGGAAUACAUCACUCAGAGACCCCAAAAGAAUGGAUAAAUCAUGGUCGAUUUAAGUGCAGUCAGCUGCGUGAGGAGCUGCUACAUGUUGCCAAAUUUCUCAAAGCUUCACCGAAGGAGGUAGUAAUACUGCACAUGAAAGGCUUUGAAUAUCCAUCUAAGUUUACGCUCGAGGAACACUAUAUAGUGGUAAAAUUGUUGGAAGAAAUUUUAGGCGAAUUCGCAUUACCUCGGAGCUACUUCAAUCACGAGAACGGACCAGUACUUGAAGAAAUUUGGGCAACAGGAAGAAAUUUAAUCAUCAGUUAUAACAAUUGGGACAUGGUGAAUGAUAAUGACUGGUUAUGGUUUAACAUUAAUCAUAAAUGGGGCAAUACCGCAAAAGUUAAUGAAUUACGCGAAUACUUGGAUAGAGUAAAAAACGACCACCACCAUACAAAGUCGCCGUUUUGUGCACUUAUGGCGGAGUUAACGCCAGAUGCAUGGUACAUAAUUAGGUACCCCUACAAAGGUUUGCAUUACAUGGCUGAUGAUGUUAACCCAGAAUUGAACAAGUGGUUAACUAAGGAUAAUUGGAGUGAUUCUGUUAACGUAGUGGCAACUGACUUUUUCCUUGGGAAUAACGCAAUUGGUAUAUCUAUAGAAGCAAAUAAUAAAAAAUUAAAAAGACAUGGGUAAAUUAGAGCGCCACAAUAAUACAAACUUUUUGUCUAUUAAAGAAGAGAAGUGUUGUUUUUACCAAAUCAAUAUACCUGUAUAGGUUGACAAUAUUCAAUGUAUAUAUGCAGCUAUUAACCGUACCAAAAACAAAAGAAAUACAUACCAAUAUUGAUCCCAUGACCAUGUCCAAAUAUAUUCUUUAUA